UUUUUUUUUAAGAAGGGGAGGAGAAAAAAAAAAAAAGACCCGCACUUUCUUCGCUUCAAACGCUCCCCACUUUCAUUCCUCGCCAAAGCCUUGCCUUUCUAGAUGACGCGGACUGGGAGACGGGGCCAUUGGAAGGAGAGGCUGAAUAGAAAGAAAAGAGAGGCACUUGACAGCCCAGCCUUGUGAAUGCAGAGACUGUCUCCCUUCUAGCGAGAGACAGGGAGAGAGUGUGUGUGUGUGCAGAGGACUGGGAGGUGGCUCCCCCUGCCUUCCUAUUCCUCCUCUCCCUCUCUUCCCCCCCGCCCCCAAAUCUGCACAUCCAACCAUGAGUUGCCUGUUGAUUUCCUUUCGCCCGGGAAGCAACGCAAACUGGAAUUAAACUGCAGCCAGAGAAGUCCCUGCUCGCCGCCGGGAGAGGAUGGGAGGCUGGUAGCGGCGGCGCCUGGCUUCCCGCAGAGAAAUCAGAGAGCGUGUCGUCCGGGCGGAGGCGGAGAUACCUCGAUACACCCUCCCUCCCCCUCCACCCCCCUCCACACACACACCACACACACACACACACACACACACACACACACACACCCUCCCCGUAGACUCACACCGCAAUCGCAGACCGGGCUGUGGCUUCCUUGACUUUGGGGAGGGAGAGCCUUUUCGGAGGAAGAGAGGGAGGAGCUUGGCGGAGGGAGGAAACUACAAAUCGGGACACUAGUUCUUUGCACUGCAUUUCCUCCCCUCCUUGAGGCUGCUCGGAAAGCAGAGAGAGAGAGAGGGGGGAAAAUACGCUCGGCUGGGAGAUGCAGCCCGCCGCCGCCGCCUCAGCCAGCAAUGCAAGAUUAGAUCUCUAAAUGCGGGGAAGCGCGGCCUGAUCGGCGCAGAGCCGCCGGAGGAGCCAGCAGGCACCGCACCGCGCUCCGGGGGAGGCUUCGCCACCUCUCCGCCUCUCUCCCUCUCCCUGCGGCUCCCAGCCCCAUUCAUUGCAUCACCGGAGGCGGCCAGAAGCAAGUAAGGAUUUCACUUUCCCGUCUGCCCGAAGACACACCUCCCGCUCCCUCCUCCCCUCCCCAUUGGGAGAGUAUUCCGGAGGCUCCCGGCGGGAGCGGAUUGGCAGCGUCCGAGGGGGAGCGAGGCAAACCGGCGCAUUCCAGGCUCGUUCUCUCCCCUCCCGGACUAGAUUGACAUUUUUUUUUUUUUCCUCCCCGCACUGUAGUCGUCGCUGAAGUUUGAGUCUCCUGCAUCAAGUUCGGGGCGGCGAAAGACAAAGCCAGCCCGGGGCUUGCCCCAGCCGCGGGGGAUCCGCCGCCGCCGGGCUCCGCGCUCCCGCAGCCCCGUCGCGCCCGCCCCUGCCUCUCGCCCGCCCGGCGCGGAUGCUGUAGAUCAACAGGUUCGGGAACUUGAGCCGGUGCAGAGGAGGGACCGCGGGGUCCCCGUAGCCCGGGAGCGGGGGGGAGGGAAGGCAGGAGGGAGACCCCCCAGGACUGGUGGCUCGGCUCCAUGCUGCGCGGGGGCUCCGGGCUGCCGCGCACCCCCUCGCUCUCCGCUCCGGUCCGCCUGUUCCUGCCUCCACCCCACCGGGCUGGGAUGUACCUUUCCAUCUGUUGCUGCUUUCUGCUGUGGGCCCCCGCCCUGACGCUCAAAAACCUGAACUACUCGGUGCCGGAAGAGCAGGGGGCCGGCACGGUGAUCGGCAACAUCGGCAAGGAUGCGCGCCUGCAGCCGGGGGCGCCGCCCGGGGAGCGCGGUGGGGGCGGCGGGCGCGGCCGGUCCGGCAGCUACCGGGUGCUGGAGAACUCGGCGCCGCACCUGCUGGACGUGGACGCCGACAGCGGGCUGCUCUACACCAAGCAGCGCAUCGACCGCGAGUCCCUGUGCCGCCACAACGCCAAGUGCCAGCUGUCCCUCGAGGUGUUCGCCAACGACCAGGAGAUCUGCAUGAUCAAGGUGGAGGUGCAGGACAUCAACGACAACGCACCGUCCUUCCCCUCGGACCAGAUCGAGAUGGACAUCUCGGAGAACGCGGCUCCCGGCACCCGCUUCCCGCUCACCAGCGCGCACGACCCCGACGCGGGCGACAACGGGCUGCGCACCUACCUGCUCACCCGCGACGACCACGGCCUCUUCGCGUUGGACGUCAAGUCCCGCGGCGACGGCACCAAGUUCCCGGAGCUGGUCAUCCAGAAGGCGCUGGACCGCGAGCAGCAGAGCCGCCACGCGCUCGUGCUGACCGCCCUGGACGGCGGGGAGCCGCCGCGCUCCGCCACCGUGCAGAUCGACGUGAAGGUGAUCGACUCCAACGACAACAGCCCGGUGUUCGAGGCGCCCUCCUACCUGGUGGAGCUGCCCGAGAACUCGCCCGCGGGCACCGUGGUCAUCGACCUGAACGCCACCGACGCCGACGAGGGCCCCAACGGCGAGGUGCUCUACGCCUUCAGCAGCUACGUGCCCGACCGCGUGCGGGAGCUCUUCUCCAUCGACCCCAAGACCGGCCUCAUCCGCGUCAAAGGAAACCUGGACUACGAGGAGAACGGGAUGCUGGAGAUCGACGUGCAGGCGCGGGACCUGGGCCCCAACCCCAUCCCGGCGCACUGCAAGGUCACGGUCAAGCUCAUCGACCGCAACGACAACGCGCCGUCCAUCGGUUUCGUGUCCGUGCGCCAGGGGGCGCUGAGCGAGGCCGCCCCGCCGGGCACCGUCAUCGCGCUGGUGCGGGUCACCGACCGAGACUCGGGCAAGAACGGGCAGCUGCAGUGCCGGGUGCUGGGCGGCGGCGGCGGGGCGGCCGGCGGCGGGGGCGGCUCCGGGGGGCCCGUGCCCUUCAAGCUGGAGGAGAACUACGACAACUUCUACACGGUCGUGACGGACCGCCCGCUGGACCGCGAGGCGCAGGACGAGUACAACGUGACGAUCGUGGCGCGGGACGGGGGCUCGCCGCCGCUCAACUCCACCAAGUCGUUCGCCGUGAGGAUCCUGGACGAGAACGACAACCCGCCCCGCUUCACCAAGGGGCUGUACGUGCUGCAGGUGCACGAGAACAACAUCCCGGGAGAGUACCUGGGCUCCGUGCUCGCCCAGGACCCGGACCUGGGCCAGAACGGCACCGUGUCCUACUCCAUCCUGCCCUCGCACAUCGGCGACGUGUCCGUCUACACCUACGUGUCCGUGAACCCCACCAACGGGGCCAUCUACGCUCUGCGCUCCUUCAACUACGAGCAGACCAAGGCCUUCGAGUUCAAGGUGCUGGCCAAGGACUCGGGCGCGCCCGCGCACCUGGAGAGCAACGCCACGGUGCGGGUGACGGUGCUGGACGUGAACGACAACGCGCCGGUGAUCGUGCUGCCCACCCUGCAGAACGACACGGCCGAGCUGCAGGUGCCGCGCAACGCCGGCCUGGGCUACCUGGUGAGCACCGUGCGCGCCCUGGACAGCGACUUCGGCGAGAGCGGCCGCCUCACCUACGAGAUCGUGGACGGCAACGACGACCACCUGUUCGAGAUCGACCCGUCCAGCGGCGAGAUCCGCACGCUGCACCCCUUCUGGGAGGACGUGACGCCCGUGGUGGAGCUGGUGGUGAAGGUGACGGACCACGGCAAGCCCACCCUGUCGGCCGUGGCCAAGCUCGUCAUCCGCUCGGUGAGCGGCUCCCUGCCCGAGGGGGUCCCGCGCGUGAACGGGGAGCAGCACCCCUGGGACAUGUCGCUGCCGCUCAUCGUGACGCUGAGCACCAUCUCCAUCAUCCUGCUGGCGGCCAUGAUCACCAUCGCCGUCAAGUGCAAGCGGGAGAACAAGGAGAUCCGCACCUACAACUGCCGCAUCGCCGAGUACAGCCACCCGCAGCUGGGCGGGGGCAAGGGCAAGAAGAAGAAGAUCAACAAGAACGACAUCAUGCUGGUGCAGAGCGAGGUGGAGGAGAGGAACGCCAUGAACGUCAUGAACGUGGUGAGCAGCCCCUCCCUGGCCACCUCCCCCAUGUACUUCGACUACCAGACCCGCCUGCCCCUCAGCUCGCCCCGGUCCGAGGUGAUGUAUCUCAAACCGGCCUCCAACAACCUGACUGUCCCUCAGGGCCACGCGGGCUGCCACACCAGCUUCACCGGACAAGGGACUAAUGCGAGCGAGACCCCGGCCACUCGGAUGUCCAUAAUUCAGACAGACAAUUUUCCCGCAGAGCCCAAUUACAUGGGCAGCAGGCAGCAGUUUGUUCAAAGUAGCUCCACGUUUAAGGACCCAGAGAGAGCCAGCCUGAGAGACAGUGGGCACGGGGACAGUGAUCAGGCUGACAGUGACCAAGACACUAACAAAGGCUCCUGCUGUGACAUGUCUGUUAGGGAGGCACUCAAGAUGAAAACUGCUUCCACUAAAAGCCAGCCCCUCGAACAAGCAUUCCCGACUUUGCUUUCCUUUGCUAUCCUCACCCUACACACCAUCACAAGUAGACUUCAGUCUGUUGAUCUGCUUCCUACAGAACCCGAAGAGUGCAUUAACUGCACAGACGAAUGCCGAGUGCUUGGUCAUUCUGACAGGUGUUGGAUGCCACAGUUCCCUGCAGCCAACCAGGCUGAGAACGCAGAUUACCGCACAAAUCUCUUCGUGCCCACAGUGGAGGCUAAUGUUGAGACUGAGACUUACGAAACUGUGAAUCCCACUGGGAAAAAGACCUUUUGUACAUUCGGAAAAGACAAGCGAGAGCACACUAUUCUCAUUGCCAAUGUGAAACCUUACCUAAAAGCCAAACGUGCCCUGAGCCCUCUCCUCCAGGAGGUCCCCUCAGCAUCCAGCAGCCCCACCAAGGCGUGCGUGGAGCCCUGCACCUCCACCAAAGGCUCCCAGGAUGGCUGCGAAGCAAAGCCGGGAGCCCUGGCCGAGGCCAGCAGCCAGUAUCUGCCCACCGACAGCCAGUACCUGUCGCCGAGUAAGCAGCCCCGAGACCCUCCUCCUUUCCUGGCUUCCGAGCAGAUGGCGAGGGUCUUCGCGGAUGUGCACUCCAGGGCCAGCCGCGACUCCAGCGAGAUGGGGGCCGUCCUGGAGCAGCUGGACCACCCCGCCCGGGAUCUGGGCCGGGAGUCCGUGGAUGCGGAGGAAGUCGUGAGAGAGAUUGAUAAGCUGCUGCAGGACUGUCGGGGAAAUGACCCUGUGGCUGUGAGAAAGUGAGAGGGGGAGGAGAAAAAAAAAAAAAAAAAAGCAUUGGCAUUUUCUUAUCUCUUCUGUUGAUUUAAAAAACGAUCCCUCCUGGUGACAACCUGGUGUACAGGGAAGAAGAGAGACCAAUGCUGCUUCAAGGCUUUCCGUGAACAUCUGAAGUGCCCACAAGUAUGUCCUUUUCACUGCUAUUUCCCCCCCACCCCCACCCUCCCCAGAGAUAACAAUGGUUUUUGUUUUGACCAAACUUAUAUUGGGACAGCAUUGAGGAUGCUCAAAGUGGAAAGACAAACAGAGAAGAAAGAGGAAGAUGAGGAGGCAAAUACCUUUUGACGGUCACUCAGGAAGGUAUGCCGUGUGAGAAGGGAAGUAUUUCCGGUCACUGUUAAGACUGUCCUCCGUGAUUGAUGCUGACUUCGCUGUUUACCUACAAACCCCGUACAAAGCAGGGUCCUAACGUGUGAUCUGUGGUGGCUCUUUAGCAGCCAUCACAGGCUUCUACUGAAAGUCCCGCAAAGACCUUGCAGUAGUCCAAGCUACACCAAACAUUAAUACAUAUUUGUGGUAAGCAUUUCUGUAUAAAGUUACCUGCCACACAUAGAAACACAAGGAACAUUCCAUAUCAUUAGUUGAAAAAACAAUUUUUUAAAAAAAUACUUGGUCAUUUGUAAGACACCUCAUGUCGUAUUAAAGUUAAAUGUAAAAAAGAUAUAGUCCAUUUUGUCCUGCACACACACACAGACUAAUUCACUUCAUUAAAGGAGGAGAAAAUUUGAAGUUUUAAAAUUUCUCUUUAGCAUUUUAGUGUCCAACAAACAUAUAAAUAAUGAUGGGUAGAGAAAAAAUUAACAUGAUUAAUAUGUUUUACUGGUUUGUGGACACUAAAAUAGCUCAGGAAAGGGAAAAUGUCUUAGAUUUACACAAAUCACAUGAUCAUUUUUAUGUGCAAAUGUAAGAAGAUUCAAUGUGUUUACAUCAAAUGACAUAUUUUUAUUGAUUUAUUGCAGAUUCAGUGCAUAUGAGCCAAAUUGUUGAGUGUAUAAGAGCUAUAUUGUGUAUUUUAUUAAAUUAAUAUAUAGUUGUGUUGCAAAAAUAUUUGGGCUUAUAUUGUAAAUGGCAAGUGUUGCCUCAGUAGCUGUCGAACUCUAUGAGUUUUGUUUUUUCCUGCUUCCUUUUCCCCAUGGAGCGUGGGAAGCAGUGCCUCAGAGCAAAGUCUCUUGUUUAAUGUAUAGUCUACCAAGUACUGCAGUACAUAAUCUGUUCAAAAUGUGUUUGCGUGAGCCGACGGAGCUAUCUGAAAGGUCAAAAAAUACAUCUGUCAGUCAUGGUUAUGUGCAAGUCCUUGUAGAAGCUUCUAUUAAAGUCAUGCUAAAUCACAAGAAUUGCAUUUGUACCAAUACCUGAAAUUUCUUCAUGUUUUCUCAAUAACACACACUUUCUGCCUCUGUAGAUAUCAUGCUGUUGAUUGGUUUUUAAAAGUAUCUUAUGUGGUUCAAGAUGUGUGCUCCCAUUUAUUUCAAAACCAUGAAAAACGCUUUGAUGCAUGUGUGAUACCAGCCCUGGCUAUUUGCAUUGUGUAGUGUUUUUCAAGAGGUCUGGGUCUUCACAGAAUGUUUUCCAUUUUUCUCAAUGUUCUUCUGCCUCUUUUUAUUGGUGUCCUUUGAGAAAAAAUACACCUUCUAUUCCUUCAUUUGUUUGCACCUUUUUUCUUGUGUCAUUUAGCAAGUUUCAAACUGACUACCAUGUGAGGCUAGGAAACCUCAAAUUUCAGGAAUUGGGGAAAAAUAAAAUUAGCACUCACAGAAGUAGCGGCAGAUGGGGAAAUGCCUUGAUUGACAUUUUCCUUCCCUGUUAAAAAUUUUUGGCAUUUAACAGCUUCAUGUCAAACAGCUUCCAGCCCAUACCUUAGAAGACGUGGUGCUGAGUUACAUAAAUGCUGUUUGUGCACUGGAGCCGAAAAAUGCAUUAUUUGCAAACUGGUGGAGAAUUCUGUGCCUUCUUUUCUGGCCACCAAGCCAAUGUAGAAACAGCAUAAAUGUCAUAAAAUUCCUAGAUUAACAAAAACAAGAAUAAAAACAAACACUGAACUGAAUUAGGUUUUGUCUCUACAAAUUCAACUGAAAACAUUUCCCUCAAAUGCUGUCAAGAUUUUAGACUGUACAUCCUUUGCAAAUUGCUUUGAAAGGAAAAGUGAACACCUGCCCUCAGCCUUAUUCUCUGGAGAACUGUACUUCGUUCCUAGUAACAGCCCUUCCAAAGCUCUACUAUUGGUUUUUAUCAUUUGUAAAUGUUUAAAUUAGAAAAGAAGGGAUCUUGUACAUGUGAAACUGAAUUGACUGUCUAUAUUUUGGACAAUUUAUGUAUCUGAAACGUGUUGUCUCUGUUAUAUGAUCUUACUUUUCUGCCGGGAGACCACAGGUUGAUUUAGCUCAAUAGCAGACAUUUGAUGAAUUUCCAUUUAGUCUUACCAAGUGUUGCCUCUCUCUUACUAGACAGAUAGCCGCUUAGUAAAAACUAAGGCAGUAUGUAAAUGACAUUUAAAGGAGAGUAGGGUUUAUUUUUAAAACAUUCUUAACUUUCAGUAACCAGUUGUUCAGUUUAGUAUAUGUGUCUAAAGACAUUAUAAUGCUAUAAGACUUUAAGAAUUGGUGUGCCAAUGUGUGAGGGAUUUCCCUUUCGGCUCUCUGUCACCAGUGAUUUACUAGUGUUAGCUGUUUAACAUGUUAUCUGCAUUUAGUAGUGGUUAUUUAUUUUCAAGUUGGUGGUACUUCAGCAGUCAGGACUCUAAGCUUUUAUAAUUGAGUGAGGAAAUCUUGCUUUUAUUCAUUUGGCUGGCAACUUCCUUUAUCACAGACCCCUGGUGCUUGACUUCCAAGGAAGUCUAUGAGAUGCCAAAAUCACCCUUUUGGGGAGCAGCUUGCUCUAAGAGGUGAUACACAAUCAAACAGAUAUGUUCAAGGGGUUUCAGCAUCAUUGAGAAUGUAAAAAAUUAAUUCACAUCUCAAUUAACUAACCCUCAAAAAAACUUCACACAUUCAAAAUGAAUACUUUGAUGAUACUUUUUCUUUUAGGUUCUUAAAUAACUGAUGUCAAGCACAGAAUAAUAGUUUAUAUAAAUUUUCAUAGAAAGUCAAAGUUUUAAAAAUUGUUUACUGGUGAACUAAAAAAAGUCAGUAACAAAAAUCUUUCCACAACAUGCUAAUGAUGAAAGAUCUUUUCAUCAAAGUUAAAAGUAGUAAAUGUUAGUUAUACUAUACCAAAGUUAACAUUAAAGAGAUAUUUCUCACAAUUUCAAACAAUGCUUUCAUAUCUUUUUCUGAACCUGACAUCCAAUUGCAGGAGAUAUACAAAGAUUGUCUCACUGCUCUAUAAAUUAAUUGAAUUUUUGGUUUGGAAAUUGACUUGCUGAAAUAGCAGAGAUCUUGUAAAAUAUGACUUCCCUGUAAAAGAUCUAGGCACUGCUUGAUU
Messenger RNA from Pipistrellus kuhlii (Kuhl's pipistrelle), 8601 nucleotides. It is a transcript of the gene PCDH17, whose product is annotated as protocadherin 17. Gene Ontology annotation, molecular function: calcium ion binding. The record is from RefSeq and is a predicted model, not a curated record. The transcript is spliced from 5 exons. The coding region runs from base 1492 to 5145 and encodes 1217 amino acids. Gene Ontology annotation, cellular component: plasma membrane. Gene Ontology annotation, biological process: homophilic cell-cell adhesion. Lineage: Eukaryota; Metazoa; Chordata; Mammalia; Chiroptera; Vespertilionidae.